UGAGCCGCUUACCUGCCUGCAGAGACACCUUGGGAUUUUCUAUGCAGGACUCGCAGCUGCUUUGGUAAAACAUGGUGCCUGGAUUUUGCCUGUGGAGUUUCUGGGAAUAGAGACCUCAUGGAUUAUAUGAUUUCUGGGGGUGAAGGGGAGUGCGGCCCCCCUAAGAGGGAAGGAGUGAACGGAGAGGGAUUCAGGAGGAUGGCAAUCCGGAGAAAAUCCAACCCGGGACCUGUAACUGCCUCCCUGCUGCUCUCUGUGCACCCACAGGGGGAGAAUGGGCAGCAAACAGGCAGCAGUGUUCACUGUCCCCGAGUUCUUCCCAUCUGGAAUCCCGUCUCGGGCAGCACUGACCAGCUAGUGGAUCAGAAUGAGAAGGAGCAAAAGGUGAGAGGGAAGGAGCUCAGGAAAUCCCCGUCGCUACAGAAGCCCGCAGUUCCCCCAAAGCCAGAAAUUCUGACAUCAUCUCCGUCUCCUCAAAAACUCCAAACUCCCAUCAGCCGGACCUUUCCCAGGGGGCGGCCAAAGAUGGAGGACGUCACAUCCAACUCAGGGGAAAAGACUCCGAAGAUUUCUGAUCUCAUCAGUCGCUUUGAAGGCGGCAGCCCAGGCGAGAUCCGGAAAGCCUCUCCGAGCGACUUAAACAAUGGUCCCAACCAUAAGCCGAGAACCAAAGUGAUUCUGCAGUCGUUCACCGAGCACCCGCUCCUGCACAAACAAGGCAUGAGCCAGGACAUCAUCCAGGAGCCACCCAAGAUCAGGGCCAAUGGGAUCCCAACUCAGGCAGAACCUGAGAGGAAAAACACACUACCGUCUCCUGCCAUACAGACUCCUCCUCCAUCUCCCUGUGGCAUAAAGAGUUCCCCUUUGGGGACGCCAGAGGUUUUACCUGAGCCAAAAACUGCACCCCCCUUACCACCUCCCUUGCCCCCUAACAAGGCUAAUGUAGAGAGGUUGGUGAAUGGAGAAGUGUCUCAAGAGAUCAAGGAGGUGCCACAAAAAUCCACCAUUAGUGGUCAAACCAACAGAGGCUACGAGGAGACAGAACCUCCUACACCAUUGAGCCCAACCAGAGAAGCACUGGAGGAUGUCAGCAGCAUUAAUAUCACUCUUACCGAGCCCAGUGACGUUAAGGAGACUAACGAACAGAAACUUCACAACAUCGCCAACGAGCUCUUAGAGACGGAGAGAGCCUAUGUCAGCCGCCUGGAACUUCUGCAGACAUUCCACGAUGCCCUGAUGAAGGAAGCCAAACAAGGAUCUUUCCCAGUAGAAGUGUUAAAUAAAAUCUUCUCCAACAUUUCCUCCAUACAAAGCUUUCACGGGCAGUUCCUGCUGCCGGAGUUAGAGACUCGGAUGAAGGAAUGGUCCGUCGCCCCAAAGAUCGGGGACAUUCUACAAAAGCUGGCGCCAUUCCUGAAGAUGUACGCGGAGUACGUGAAAAACUUCGACAACGCCAUGGAAACCCUCAGAGGGUGGAUGGAGAAGAGCGUGCAGUUUAAAAAUGUCGUGGAAGAAAUCCAGAGAGAGGGGAAGUGCGGCAAUUUAACGCUGCAGCACCACAUGUUGGGGCCGGUCCAGCGGAUUCCUCGCUACGAGAUGCUGCUGAAGGACUAUCUCCGCAAACUGCCCGCAGACUCGCUUGACCGCAAAGAUGCAGAAAAGUCUCUGGAGCUCAUUUCAUUUGCAGCCACUCACUCAAACACAGCCAUCCGGAAAAUGGAAAAUCUGAAGAAGCUGCUGUCGAUCUAUGAAAUGUUGGGGGAAGAGGAAGACAUUGUCCACCCGUCCAAUGAGUUAAUCAAGGAGGGGCAAAUCCUAAAGCUCGCUGCCCGCAACACCUCGGCCCAAGAGCGGUACCUCUUCUUGCUGAACAACAUGUUGCUUUACUGCGUGCCGAAAUUCAGUUUGGUCGGCACCAAGUACUCCCUCCGCACAAAGAUCGGCCCUGAAGGGAUGACGGUCGUCGAGACUCAGAACGAGGAUUAUCCGCACACGUUCCAGAUAUCCGGGAAAGAGCGGACGCUGGAGCUGCAGGCCAGCUCUGAGCAGAACAAAGAAGAAUGGAUUAAGGCCCUGCGAGACACCAUUGCAGAAGUGCAGCAAAAGAACGAAACCUUUAAAAUUGCCAUUGCAAAAGAACUGGAGGAAACGCCCGCAGAAGUGUCUAGAGCUGAGCUCGGGCUGAGGGCCCCACGUUGGAUUCGAGAUAAUGAAGUGACGAUGUGUAUGAAGUGCAAGGAGCAGUUCAAUGCUCUGACGAGGAGAAGGCAUCACUGUCGGGCUUGUGGAUAUGUGGUUUGCUGGAAAUGUUCCGAUUACAAAGCCCCCCUUGAAUAUGACAGCAAUAAAAUGAAUAAAGUGUGUAAAGACUGCUACAAGAUCCUGCAGGGGAGCACUGAGAGUGAGGAGAAGGAGAAGAAGAGGGGCAUCCUGGAGAUUGAAUCGGCAGAAGUCUCAGGGAACAGCGUCAUCUGCAGUUUUCUCCAGUAUAACGAGAAGUCCAAACCGUGGCAGAAGGUCUGGUGCGUGAUCCCCAAGAAUGAGUCGCUGGUUCUCUAUAUGUACGGUGCCGCCCAGGAUGUGAAGGCCCAGGCCACUAUCCCGCUGUUGGGUUACACGGUUGACGACGCGCCCCGCCACGUGGACUUGCCCCACAGCUUCAGGCUGACCCAGUCCAAGUCGGUGCACACGUUUUCCGCAGACACGGAGGAGCUCAAACAGAAAUGGCUGAAGAUGAUAAAGCUGGCGGUCACUGGGGAGACACCCGAGGAAGUGGAGGAGACCCACUCAACCUUGGACGGACAGUUGGAACCUUCCCAUUAGUGAAACCCGCGUCUCUUUUAAUCAGAAUCUUAUUUCUAAUGGACAAAGUUGACCACGGUGUCAGGUCCAACUCUUCCGUGGACAGGAUUUUUUUUGUAUUUUAUGGCCCAGUUUGUUCUGGGUCAGUCCCUACCCAGAAAAUGGGAGAGUCCUUUGAUGUUCUCAGGCGGGCCUGAGCCAACCACUGUAUUCCUUUGGCUUAUGAGCCAUUCACAUUGAUAUCCCUUUACUGAGCUAUUCAGAUAGGGCAAGAUAGAGACAGUAAGACAAGAUGUAGGGCAAGAUGGAAACAGUAGGACAAGACUGAGACAGUAGGGCAAGACGGAGACAGUAGGGCAAGACGGAGACAGUAGGGCAAGACGGAGACAGUAGGACAAGAUGGAGACAGUAGGGCAAGACUGAGACAGUAGGGCAAGACUGAGACAGUAGGGCAAGACUGAGACAGUAGGGCAAGAGGGGGACAGUGAGACAAAAUGGAGAGUGUAGGACAUUGCGGAGACUAAAGGUAAGAUGGAGACCCCAGAGGCCCCAUCACCACUAGAGACAGCUCUGUGUAGAACCUGAUAGAAGAGGAAGAAACACUGGUGACUUUGGCUCUAGACCACAUAAAAAGUGAAGAAAUUAAAGUUGCACUACAUUGAGAUUUUUUUUUCUUUUUCCCUAAAAAAUUCUUAAUCAGAAUCUCUACGACUUAGCACAGGACACGGAUACAUAUACGCUGGAAUGAAAGAGACCUGUUUGCCGAGUUGAAAUAGGAAAGUCGGCUUGUGGACGGGGGAAUAAAAGAAUAAUAAUAUUUAGAGAAAUAAAAGUAAUAUAGAAUUUUCCUAAAGGGGAACUAUAUCUUAAGAUAAAGUUAGUCUAAAAAUGCUGCAUUUUAUGAUUUGGGUUCUGUACCAGCCCAAGGCCCCCACAACCCCUGAGCAUAUCUGAUCCUCCCAGUAGCCCCCCAUCUUUUUAUCUUCUGAUUCCCAACACAUGCUCUGGGCUGCUGAGCUUAGGGACCGUCUCACAAUAUACAGAAUAUAUACAAUGUUCUGCUGGGUGAUUUUCCCCCCACCCUUAAGUUUAGCUUCUCAGCAGCAGCCCAGAGCCUACUGAGCAUGUGCAGUGCCGCUGACACACAGAAGAUGCCUAACAAGAUCCAAGAUGGGGAGCUGCUGGGGCAACUGCGAAGCCCUGGAUCAUUACUGUUAUAGGGCUGCUGCACCUCCAGGAUGGUACAGUAAGUUCAGUAUAUCAAAUACACCAUUUCUUACCAUAGACCUUUUUAGGCUUUAGUUCUCCUUUAAGUUUUGUUUUGUACAGACGAUGAGGCUCAAAGAUUAUGGUGAUAAAGCACAGUAUUUAUUAAUCAGUGGAGGUCAUUUAUCAAUGCUGGGCAAAUUUGCCCAUGGGCAGUAACCCAUGGCAACUAAUCAAAAUGCUGCAUUCAUUGUUCUACUUACAGCUGGCUUUAAAAAGCUAAUCACUGAUUGGUUGCUUUGGGUAACUGCCCAUGGGCAAAUCUGCCCAGGGUUGAUAAAUGAGCCCCACUGUCUCUGGGAUAAGGCCAUUACAAAUGGGAUGUAGGUUUGCCACAUUCUGUAACAUAUAAAUAUAUUUAUUUACACACCAAAAUGCCUCAACUGCCCUGUAUCUCAAUCCUGGGCCACCAGACGUUGCCAAACUCCAACUCCAACCAUGCUUUUCAUUCCUACUCCUGCUGGGAAUUCUGGGAGUUGUAGUCCUGCAACAUCUGGGGGAACCCGAGGUUACAAAGCCCCACUUUGAGGCCAUAGGAAGGUAUUAAGCACAGAGUUUUCCCUGCAUUCUAGAUUUAAAGGGUAACAAUUAGGGUGAUGAUGAUGAUGAGAGUUGUUUCUUACUGUAUAUUAUGUAUGAUGGGAGUAGAUGUUUGUGUAUAGAUAAGGUUGUUAUGUUUUGGACAUGAUAAAAAAAAUUAUUAUGCCUUA
Molecule: messenger RNA, 4778 nt
Organism: Xenopus laevis (African clawed frog)
Lineage: Eukaryota; Metazoa; Chordata; Amphibia; Anura; Pipidae
Gene: fgd4.L
Product: FYVE, RhoGEF and PH domain containing 4 L homeolog
Exons: 17
Coding region: 118-2823 (901 amino acids)
Source: RefSeq, a predicted model, not a curated record